Molecule: messenger RNA, 1538 nt
Organism: Rosa chinensis
Lineage: Eukaryota; Viridiplantae; Streptophyta; Magnoliopsida; Rosales; Rosaceae
Exons: 3
Coding region: 626-922 (98 amino acids)
Source: RefSeq, a predicted model, not a curated record
AAACCCUUGUCUCCCUUGUUUCUCUCUCCUUAGCAAGAGGGCCGACUCUUUUUUCUUCUCCAUCUCAUCUCCAUAAGAACCACCAAAUUGAUGGCCACUGCGAUUCUUGUUUCUCUGAUUCUCAGCGAUUCUUUUUGUUGUCUAUUCAUUUAUUCAAUUUUUAUUUCCUCUGCUUAUGAAUUUCUUCCUCUGGGUUGUGUUAGGGUUCGGAGGACAGGAAGAAAGUAAAGAAGCAUCCGAUCUGAAACGAAAAUUCGGAUUGUACGGGCUCUUAGUCUUCGACUGGAUAUGCAAAUUAGUUUCUAUUUCCACCAACUUGUUGAUCUUCUCUCUAUGUUUUUAAAGCUUCAAUCUUUAAGCUUGCAUGUUACAGAUCUUAAAUGUUUAACUCUGAUGGAAUUUUGUUUAUGUUUUUUUGAGAAAUUUGGGUAUUAUUUAAUUUAGGAUUACGGUAAAUUGAAGUUUUGAUUGCUUGAUUUUGGAGGAGAGAGUUGCAUCGGUCGGAUUGCAAUGUUUGCAUCGGUCGAUCAUUCCGAAGAUGAUGACAGCGAGGAAGAGGAUGAGGUAAUUAGCCGAAUCUUUGAGUUAACACUGCAGUACAUGUGCAUCUUCUAAAAAUGGAGUGAUGAAAAACGAAAAUGGAGGUGUAAACCCAGACCAUUGCAAAAUGUUUGAGCUUACCCACGUCCACGAUAAUGAAAAACCUGAUGAACCGAAUUCUAAAGCUAUUGCCUUGAUGAAGGACAAGAUUGACAAGAUGAAGACUACAAAGAGGGCAUCCCAACUUCCAGAGGUUCUUAAUGAUUUUGAAAUCAAUGAAGUAUAUGCGUCUGUGCUUGGAAAAGAGACACGUGGAGGGGUGCGAGGAUUUGGCAUUGGAGCCAUACCUGAACAAGUUCCUAGUGUACUAGUGCAGAAGUGAUGUGUUCAUUUAGAGGUACAAGCAAUGAGAGAACAACAUAAGGCUUGAGAUUGAAACGAUUCAGAAGGAGAGCCAAGAAAAGGAAGAUAAGCAUAAAUGAACAAACGAACUUUGGCCACAAAAGAUAAAUUUCAAAAUAUGGAGAUUGCAAUGAAAAAACAGGAAGCUCUUAUGGCUUUGUUUCUUGGGGCAUAUGAGUCAAGUGAUAUGCUUGCUGCAGCUUUAAGAACGAAGGGUGGUUCUCUCCAACCAUCGAUGUGCCAUAUUCAAUCUUCAUAUGAGCAGAACUUGGAUGAUGUUUUUUACAUACCACAUUGCUCUGAAGAAUUGCAGCAGCAAGUUACCAGAAAUUGAGGCACACUUCAGACUUCACCUUUUGGUUAGUAACAAUUGUGCUUAAGGCCUCUGUGUGUUUGUUGUUUAGGACUUAAUUUAUGAUCUCUCUAGUAUAUUGGUGGUAGCUACUUGAUCAUGGGAUAAGUGCACAGCAGCUUUUAAGUUUAGCUUCAUAGGCAGAUUUAGGUUUUGGAUGUAUAUUUGUGAAGUCUGAUUUAGUUUAAUAGUGUUCAACUACUAUUUGGACUCUAUAAUAGUUUGUGUAUAUCUGUCAGGUAUU